AUGGCAAAAGGCAGCUGCAUGUGUGGUGAAGUCCACUACGAGUACACCGUAACAGUAACAGCCCUCUGCCACUGCACCGACUGCCAAAAAUGGACCGGCGCCGCCUACACCUCGAACAUCGUCGUCCCCCGCAAGACCUUCAACGUCACAAAGGGCAAGCCCAAGGACUACGAUGCCGUUGGUGACUCUGGCAAAAUCAACAAGCAUUGGUUCUGCUCCACCUGUGGUUCUUCUCUGUACACCGAGCUGGAGGUUAUGCCUGACAUGACUUGUGUCAAGAGUGGAAGUUUGGAUGGCGGUGCUGCAAACCAUGAGAUCAAGGUUGAAUUUUACAACAAGGAUAGAUUGGGAUAUACCAAGCCGGUUGAGGGGGCUGACCAGAAGGAUGCGUUUUCUUGA
Molecule: messenger RNA, 399 nt
Organism: Aureobasidium uvarum
Lineage: Eukaryota; Fungi; Ascomycota; Dothideomycetes; Dothideales; Saccotheciaceae
Source: the annotation of a GenBank genome assembly